Messenger RNA from Ficedula albicollis (Collared flycatcher), 2296 nucleotides. It is a transcript of the gene PLCXD2, whose product is annotated as phosphatidylinositol specific phospholipase C X domain containing 2. The coding region runs from base 1 to 930 and encodes 309 amino acids. NCBI's taxonomy places the organism in Eukaryota, Metazoa, Chordata, Aves, Passeriformes, Muscicapidae. The transcript has 5 exons. Gene Ontology annotation, molecular function: phosphoric diester hydrolase activity. The record is from RefSeq and is a predicted model, not a curated record. Gene Ontology annotation, biological process: lipid metabolic process.
AUGGGUUACUUUGACUAUCGCCUCAGUAUUGAUCAUAGAAUGAUCGACAGAAUUGGUGAUGCUCCCCUGCUCUCCUUAGAAGGAUCACAUGAUUCUUUCAGCUACUGGGUUGAUGAGAAAUCUCCUGUGGGACCAGAUCAAGCAACAGUCAUCAAACGUUUGGCCAGAAUUUCCUUGGUGAGAAAGAUCAUGAAGAAAUGGUCAGUGACUCAAAAUUUGACUUUCAAAGAGCAGUUGGAAGGUGGGAUCCGCUACUUUGAUCUUCGUGUAUCUUCCAAACCUGGGGAAGUGGGAAAAGAGACUUACUUCAUACAUGGCUUGUUUGGCAUCAAAGUAUGGGAUGGGCUGAAGGAGAUGAACAGUUUUCUUGAGCAGCACCCUAAGGAAGUAAUCUUCUUGGAUUUCAAUCAUUUCUAUGCCAUGGAUGACAGCCAUCACCACUUCUUGAUCAACAGGAUCCGCUCAGCGUUUGAAUCCAAACUUUGUUGUGUUCAAUGUGUAGAAUAUGUGACAUUACUGUACAUGUGGGAGAAGAAACACCAGGUUCUCAUAUUUUACCACCACCCUUUGUAUCAGGAAUAUCCCUUCCUGUGGCCAGGUAAUAAAAUGCCAGCCCCAUGGGCUAAUACAACAAAUGUGCACAAACUGCUGCAGUUCCUGGAGACCACACUUGGGGAACGAAGUCGUUAUGGCACUUUCCACGUAUCUCAAGCAAUUCUCACACCUCGAGUGAAGACGAUCGCACGGCAUCUAAUCCGUGGUCUGAAGAACACUCUUGUUCAUAGGAACCUGCCGAUGAUUUUGAAUUGGGUGAAAGCACAGAAACCUGGUGUUAUGGGUGUUAACAUAAUUACAUCAGACUUCGUGGAGCUGGUUGACUUUGCUGCUACAGUUAUUGCACUGAACGACCUCCUUUUGGAAGAGGACUGAUCUGCAACUUAAAUCCUGAUUGCUGUGUCCCACUUGUGCUCCUUAGUGGACACCUUUGAACUAUGCUAAAUGUUUUACUUGUCAAGUGAAACCUAUUGUACUCUCUCUUUAUGAAAAAGAGUUUCCUAGAGGGAACGUGGUUAAACAUCCGUGCAGCCAGGUCCCUUCUCCUGGAGUCAUGAGGACCUGAGUGAGCCCAGUGCUGCUGGUCUGUCUGUCUGUCUGUGCUCUGUUUGUCUGAGCUGUGCACACAUCUGCUGCCGACAGGGGCUGGCCUCUGGAGCAGAUGGACCCCUUUGCAGUGCACAUUUCCCUGGUGACCACCUCCCAGCGCCCCUGUGUGUGCAUCCUGCUGCCUUCCCGUGGCCAGGAUGGCUGCUGAUCCCAUGGCAGAGUGACCAGGCUGGCUGGGGUGGCAUGGUUCUUGGGCCACCUCUGCCAUAGCUGGGCUCAGCUGGAGGCUGCUGCUCUGUUCAUUAUGCUGUUUUAGACACUACCUCUGACUUACUUGAAGAGACAAUACUGCUGUUGUUCGGGGGAAGCUGUUAACACUGUGUUAAAUAUCCAAAUUGUCCUGUGGGUCUGAGAGGUGAAGGCUUGCCACAACCUUUCUUCUGGGCCUCUUUGUUUUACUUUAUUACUUCAAUAAAUUAAUUGCAACGGUGUUUAAAUGUAUUUCUUCUGGCAUUAAUUUGGAGACUAUUUCAGUCUUCAAAUUUUGAGGAUUAUAACUCAAGUUGGAAUUCCUGUUUCCUGUGGUAGAUGGGAAACAUUCAUUUUGCUGAAUUUCUGGACAUUUAGGAAACUACAGCAUAACCUUUCUCUUUUACCAGUCGGUCACUUGGGGGUUUUUUAAUCCAAUUUUCUUUGGGGAAAGUCUCUUACCCAGGCAGCCCUUCUCUGGAAGGAGGUGAGCCAAGUGGGGGCUUGCUUGACACUCAGAGAUCUGGAGCUGACAGGGACUGCUCCAAGCCCAGAUAUGGGAUCACUGUGAUUUGUGAUGGAACAGUGAAUUCUGCAGUCAGACCUGAAAGCUGUGCUUGUAGACAGAGAGCCACACCUGUUAAGGGGGAAAUUUCUCCAGCCUUCACCUGCUUGUGACAGAGUAAGCAAUAAUCCCACAAGCACAGGCAGGUGUUAAGUACUGUUUCUUUCUUUAAUCAUACUAGUAUUUGUGCUGGUUCACAGUGAAAUGUGACCAUACAUAUUGGAGUCAAUGCAAUUAUAUGUUGGUACUUAUCAGCACUUAUUUUGCUAGCUGAUACUAUCCUAUGGUCUGACUUAUCUUAAUUGGUUUUUUAAAAAAAAAAGCACAAAAGGGACUGAUUAGCAGAUACUUCCCUGUUCAAUUACCUUCCUGAAGCAA